AUGGGAUUUUCCAUUGCUCAGGAGGACAUCGUUCCAAGCCAUCUCGGCCCCGAAUACCUGGGGUUUGACCAUAUCUGCUGGUAUGUUGGCAAUGCUAAGCAGGCUUCAUCAUAUUAUAUCACACGUUGGGGGUUCAAACACAUUGCCUACAAAGGACCAGAAACUGGUUCCCCGCACAUUGCAGGCCAUGUUAUAAAAAACGGAGACGUGGUCUUUGUCUUCAUUUCCCCCAUUAUUUCUGCGCCCUGCGACAAGCUGGAUCAUAAAACGUCGAAGAGGGAAAAACAGCAACUCCAAGAAAUACAGGAUCACCUUGCCAAACAUGGAGACGGAGUCAAGGAUGUGGCGUUCCGUGUCAAUGCAGAUGUCAGACCCAUUUUUAACAAGGCUAUUGCUGCCGGAGCCCAGGCUGUACAGGAACCAACUAUCACCAAGGAUGAUUUGGAGGGGGUGAUACAGAUAUGCACAAUUGGCUCGUAUGGAGACACAACUCAUACUCUGGUUAAUCGGGAACUCUACAAGGGUUAUUUUAUGCCUGGAUUCGAGCCUGUUUUUGAAAAUGAUCCAAUCGAGCGCUUUCUUCCCCCGGUUCAGUUCAUGAACAUUGAUCAUUGUGUUGGGAAUCAGCCUUGGAAUGGGCUGGAUCCUGCAGUCAGGUUCUAUGAGGACUGCCUUGAUUUCCAUCGCUAUUGGAGUGUAGAUGACAAGACGAUGUGUUCCGAAUACUCCGCCAUGCGUUCAGCUGUCGUGGCAUCGCCCAAUGAAGUCAUCAAAAUGCCACUUAACGAACCCGCAAUUGGAUUAAAGAGAUCUCAGAUAGAAGAGUUUGUCGAUUACUACAACGGCGCUGGCGUGCAACACAUUGCGUUCUUAACAAAUGAUAUUCUAGAAGCGAUUGCCACCCUUCGCGAACGAGGGGUCAAGUUCAUCUCUGUCCCAAACAGGUACUAUGAUACCUUGCAUGAUCGCCUAGCGAAAGCCGGGAUGGCUCUCAACGAGGACAUCGAGGCGUUGAGGAAACAAAAUAUUUUGGUCGACUUUGAUGAUCGCGGCUACCUGCUUCAAAUAUUCGCAAAACAUGUUGUCGACAGACCUACUGUUUUCAUUGAGGUUAUCCAACGCAACAACUUUGAUGGGUUCGGGGCUGGAAAUUUCAAGGCAUUGUUCGAAGCGUUUGAGCGGGAGCAAGCCCUACGAGGGAAUCUUUGA
Molecule: messenger RNA, 1209 nt
Organism: Arthroderma uncinatum
Lineage: Eukaryota; Fungi; Ascomycota; Eurotiomycetes; Onygenales; Arthrodermataceae
Product: 4-hydroxyphenylpyruvate dioxygenase
Exons: 3
Coding region: 1-1209 (402 amino acids)
Biological process (GO): L-tyrosine catabolic process
Molecular function (GO): 4-hydroxyphenylpyruvate dioxygenase activity
Source: RefSeq, a predicted model, not a curated record